Molecule: messenger RNA, 647 nt
Organism: Pelodiscus sinensis (Chinese soft-shelled turtle)
Lineage: Eukaryota; Metazoa; Chordata; Testudines; Trionychidae
Source: RefSeq, a predicted model, not a curated record
GCUGGGUCCCCAGCCCAGAGGCAGCCAUGGCUGCAGAGAGCCCCGUGGAAAGUGUCCGGGAGGAAGCGCCGCGUCCCGUCUGUCUGGAGGAUUUCACAGCCCCUGUCACUCUGGAGUGUGGGCACAAUUCCUGCCAGGCCCCCCUCAGCCCUCAGGGCAGAGACACUGAGCAGCAGGGACCCCUCCGGCCCAACCGGCAGCUGGCAAACGUGGUGGAACUAGCCAAGCCGCUGAGUUUCCAGGCAGCAAAGAGAGCAAGAUGGGACGGGGUGUGCGGGGAGCACCAGGAGGCUCUGAAGCUGUUCUGUGAAGAGGAUCAAACUCCCAUCUCUGUGGUGUGUGACAGAUCCCAGGCUCACAUGGUGGUGCCCUUACAGGAAGCUGCCCAGGAGUACAAGGAAAAAUUGGAGGCCCAUGCGAAGACUCGGAGGGAAGAGAGAGAAAAGGUGCUGGGAAGGAAAACAACAACAGCAGAAGGGAAAUGCCAGGAGUAUCUGAAAUGGACCCAAGCAGAGAGGCAGAUGAUUGUGGCUGAGUUUCAGCAGCUGCGGCAGUUCCGGGAGGAACAAGAGUGACUCCUCCUAGCCCAGCUAGAGAAGCUGGACGAGGAGAUUGGGAGGCUCCAGGCUGACGCUGUCAGGAAACUC